Molecule: messenger RNA, 914 nt
Organism: Aspergillus nidulans FGSC A4
Lineage: Eukaryota; Fungi; Ascomycota; Eurotiomycetes; Eurotiales; Aspergillaceae
Product: putative mitochondrial phosphate transporter Pic2
Exons: 4
Coding region: 1-861 (286 amino acids)
Biological process (GO): mitochondrial phosphate ion transmembrane transport
Cellular component (GO): mitochondrial inner membrane; membrane
Molecular function (GO): phosphate transmembrane transporter activity
Source: RefSeq, a predicted model, not a curated record
AUGGCGACGCAAGAGAGGAAGUACCCGCUCGGGAAGAUUGAGCCCAAUACGCUCAAGUACUUUGGUGCUUGUACAAUGGGAGGAAUUAUAGUCGAUCCAAAAAUCUACACUUCAAAUAUCUCCGCAUGGCGCUCAAUCAUUUCCAAGGAAGGCGUGCGCGGGAUCUUCUUCGGUUGGUCGCCUACAUUUAUCGGAUACUCAUUCCAGGGAGCCGGUAAAUAUGGCUUUUACGAGUAUUUUAAGUACUUGUAUGGCGAGCGCAUGUUCCCCAACACAAACCGCACGGUUAUGCAUCUGGCGGCAAGUGCCUCAGCCGAGUUUAUUGCCGAUAUUGCACUCUGCCCGUUCGAAGCGAUCAAAGUGCGCAUGCAGACAACAUUGCCGCCGUACGCCCAUAGUCUGCGCGAGGGGUGGAGUAAGAUCAUUGCGCAAGAGGGCGUCUCCGGCUUUUAUAAGGGGUUAUACCCGCUCUGGGCGAGGCAGAUUCCAUAUACAAUGACCAAAUUCGCGACAUUCGAGGAGACGGUCAGCAUGAUCUAUAAGACGCUGGGAGGCCCCAAGGAAAGCUACAACAGCCUUCAGCAGACGGGGAUUAGCUUUGCAGGAGGAUAUAUUGCGGGCAUCUUUUGUGCGAUUGUCAGCCAUCCUGCCGAUGUAUUGGUGUCCAAGUUGAAUGCCGAUCGAAAAGCGGGUGAAUCAGCAAUGAAGGCUGUCUCCCGCAUCUAUGGGAACAUUGGGUUCUCGGGCCUGUGGAAUGGCCUUCCAGUAAGAAUUUUAAUGCUUGGAACCCUAACUGGUUUCCAAUGGUUGAUUUAUGACUCGUUCAAGGUGUUCCUCGGCCUUCCGACGACAGGCCACUAAUGUCGGUAAUGCAUAGAUAGACCAUAGAAUAAUUUCUGAUGAUAUUUAUUCGA